AGUAAACAGUCGAUACUGUAAUAAUUUAAUGUUUGAUUUCUAGCACAAACAUUUCAUGGGGCAUGUUGUAAUUCCCGAAAAACCACCAGAGGGAGGUGUUGCUCAGUUGCGCUGUCUUCUUCACUGGCUCUCACAUGAUUACGCAAUCACAACAAACGACUGUCUGCAAGCUGUACAGACGAAUGUUGACAGUCACGUACACACUCUGUUCUCUCAAUUCCCUGAUGCUUUGGGCUGUGGCUUAUGAGUUCAGGCUAUGUAGAAGCAAACUUUAACUUCUCUAAUGUUAGUUUGUGUAUUUAUUUGUAUGCAGCGUGGCUAGUGUUCGUAUCUUUGAAUUGGUCUUGUCCAGUCUCUGUCGAUGCCUCAGGAAUCUCCAGAGGGGCAGCAACCGCUGCCGCUGGUCCGAUCUCUGGCUAGUCGGAUACCGGUCCAUGUGGUGUUCUGUAACCGCAGUCCGCGAGUCGUAAAGCCCGUCUGGAUCAACUUCCGCGGGGAGCCGCAGCCAUACGUAGAUAUUCAGCCAUACACCGGAAAAAGAAUAGCAACUUAUGUGGGACAUCCAUGGAUGUUUCGGGAUGCAGAAACUGAUGAUCCAAUGGUAGUCAAUAAUAAAGAAAUGUAUUUGCCAUCCCACCUUGAAAAUGGACAAGUCUCAUUUCCCAAAAUCACAUUGCCUGUGUUGACCUUGCGAGAUCGCUGUCUGCAAGCUGUGAGGCGGUUGGUUCGCAAAGAACAUAUCUGUCAGCUGGAGGUCGGCCGCUGCCUACAAGAUGACCUUGCUCAGACACCCAGCAUUCAUGCCGAUCUACGACGCAUUGGCCAGCGAGUGGAACAGAAGUUACUGGAGAAUAGAGAACAGCAAAACUGAUGAAAAUAUGAACAUUAAUGUGAUUGUAAAUGAGGGCAUAUUUACUGAGCACACACGUGCACCAGCUCCAUAAAUGGAUAAUAAUAUAGUCCAGCACUGUAAAAUACAUGUUGUUAAUAAACCUCAGAUCAGAAGGAAUAUUUCUUAAGCAAAUAAAUGCUUUAAACAUAGGUAUUUUUACGUUUUUCAGGAACAGGCACCGAGUCCACAGAAAGAACUUUAGAAAAUGCAGAUUUUGUGUUGUAGGCACUGAUCUAUAAUAUAUAUAGAUCAGUGGUUGUAGGCCUUGCAAAAUUUUUGGUUACAGUUCUCUGUAUACUUCUACUCUUUUAUCAGCUUUAUAUUUGGAAAUAUCUUUCUAAUUAAAAAAACUUUUUAUGUA
Messenger RNA from Carassius gibelio (silver crucian carp), 1253 nucleotides. Its product is annotated as von Hippel-Lindau disease tumor suppressor. The transcript has 3 exons. The record is from RefSeq and is a predicted model, not a curated record. Bases 362 to 871 code for a protein of 169 amino acids. Lineage: Eukaryota; Metazoa; Chordata; Actinopteri; Cypriniformes; Cyprinidae.